Messenger RNA from Dictyostelium discoideum AX4, 1023 nucleotides. RefSeq lists its product as hypothetical. Lineage: Eukaryota; Evosea; Eumycetozoa; Dictyosteliales; Dictyosteliaceae. The record is from RefSeq and is a predicted model, not a curated record. The transcript has a single exon. Bases 1 to 1023 code for a protein of 340 amino acids.
AUGAGAGAUGUUAUUAGAGCUUGGAUUCCAAUUGAUACAAAUGUAAAUGCACCAAAUUAUCAAAUUCCAAAUUUUGAAAAUCAAAAAGAUUUAUUUGUUGCAAUGUUAGCACCAAGUGAAAAUGAACCACCUUCACCACCAUCAAAUCCACAUUCUUACAAUGAACCAAAAGAUGAAAAGGAUAAGAAAAUUGAUGAAUUAACUUUAGAUUGGAUUGACACUAUGAGUUACUCACACAAUGUUUCAUCAAAUUCAAAAGAGUCACAUCUUGGUGAAUUAACAUUAACCAAAUUUGUUUGUGACCGUUCACCAUCAUUGAAUUAUAUGGCAUUACGUCGUGAAAUCAUUCCUCAUAUUAUUCAUCGUUGUAUUGGUAAAAUGAAGGAUAAUGUACUCCCAAUCAUUGAAUAUGAAUUACAUUAUUGUACAUUGAGAAAUGUUUCCAUCUCUGGUGGUGUCGGUGGAAAACCAGUUGAAACAUUAUCAAUUGCAUGUAAAAUCAUGAUUAUAAAGAAUAUUAAAAUCAAUGUUGAAUCUGGUGAAUUAUUAUGUUACCAAGUUUGCAACUGGGAUACUCUUAAGGAAACUGGCUCAAAGACAAUUCGUCCAUCAAUUAAUGGUACUUCAACAAAAUCAUCCUUAUUAGAUUUAGCAAAGAAACGUUUAAUGGUUGAUUUCGAUUCUCAUGAUCCCUCAAUGAUUAAAUUAUUAAAAGAUCUUGGAAUUGUAUCUGAAUAUAAUUUACCACAUUCAGAUAAUAGUAAUGUUGAUGAAACUGAGUUCCAUAGAGUUAUGAUUAAUAAAGAACCCCCACUAUUCCAAGUACUUGAUUUACCACCAACACGUACUUUAACAGUUGAAAAAGUUAAAAAAUCAAUCUCUGAUAAACUUAAUAUUCCAUUAGAUACAAUCAAACAUUUAUUUAAUCAUUCAAAUGGUAUCUUGAUUGAUUCUCCAAAAAUUUUAAAAAUUUCAACUUCAUAUAUGGUACAACUUACCGAUGGUAAAUUCUAUGGUCAUUAA